ACUGGAGUGAGGAGUCGAGGCUCAAACGAACACUGCGCGACCUCGACUUUGAAGCCAUUACCAGGAAAUUGAGCAUUUUGUUGACACAGCUAGCCUUUGACGAAGUAGCCAUCGAUCAAGUCGACCGGCUUGUGGAUAAACUAAAGAUCCUUCAAAUCGAGUAUGUGCGAGACUGCUGUCAGCCAACACAAGCAGAGCAAGAUGCAUUCAAACUGCCGUUUGAGCAGGCCCAAGAAUUGCUCUUCGGGCUGCGCAUGGCUACUAAGCAAAUUGUGCAGCGUACAAAUGUACAGUUACAGACAGUGGAUCUUUAGCCUUGUGGCGCAGAGAGACAACGACCUUAGCCUAGCUAAUGCACGUUACUCUCAGAAAAUUGCUGAGGCGACCAAAGAGGAUAGUGCUGUUAUGAAACAGCUCGCGAAGGACUCCAAAGAGCUUGCAAAGCGGACAUAUUUGGAUAGCGUCAGCAUGCGGCUCAUGGCGGUGGUCAAUUUAUGCACGAUGCCGGGAACAUUUACUGCGACCCUAUUCAGCACAAGCUUCUUCGAUUUCAAACCUAGCUCCGACGACAGUGUUGUAUCGGGCUGGGUGUGGCUUUACUGGGCCAUCACCAUUGCCCUGACAACCAUGAUUGUCAUCCCACUAUGGAUCAUCAACCGAAAGACCACUCAAAGUCUGGAGCGCGCCGAUGCCCUCGAACCCCGAAAGUCAACAAGCAACAGAGACGAGGAUACCGAUUUCAAGGCGGAAGGCAAAGCCUCACUGGGCCUGCGGACUUCUUCAGACUCAACAGCGCAGCAGCGGCCGGUCACCAUAUUCAAUCCGCCGCUGUCAAACGCCGUGUCCGAUGGCAUUUCCAUACGGACUACGCAGCAGCAUUUUACUGCGCCUAUAAUUGUCGCGACCGCCGCCCUUUCAUCAGCAGCAACAGCGACUGCCAAGUCAUCUUCGCCAAGGAACUCCCAGACUCCACCUCCGCUACAAACGCAGUCACAGAUCACAACGUCUCAGCUCCAAACAACAACGACGACCACCAUGACGACCACCCUCGCAGCUGUUGUCCAUCCACUGGUUCCAUCGGCAUCCUUGCCUAUCGGUUCCGAACUUUCUUCGUUGUCGCUGGGAAAGCUGAUAAGUGGUCCCCUGGCGAUUGAGGAGGGCUCGCUCUUUCAUACCCCGGGUCUGCGGUUCGAGAGAUCGUGUCGUGUCUGCGCAAAUCCAAGCCCCGAGCCGGAGGGAUGCCUUUGAGUCGGUGGAUUCUAUGGUAUGAAUGAUGAUGAGAUGUGUUCCUACUCGAUGAUUUUCUCUGCUGUAUUAUAUGCUCUUGCGCGUUCGAGAGUGGGUAGCUUAGUCACACUCCGAAUCCAUACUUGUUUGCGAGAACCAAGAAUUUAUCCU
Molecule: messenger RNA, 1398 nt
Organism: Dissoconium aciculare CBS 342.82
Lineage: Eukaryota; Fungi; Ascomycota; Dothideomycetes; Mycosphaerellales; Dissoconiaceae
Exons: 3
Coding region: 163-1248 (361 amino acids)
Source: RefSeq, a predicted model, not a curated record